GAAAAAAAAAAAAAAAAAUGGGUUUAGAUCACAAUUGGUUGUUUGCCCGUUGGCUUGUUGUGGUGGUCAUGGUAGCGAUUCCUACGGCAGUUGAAACUUUUUGCCCGUCCAUGUGCCAAUGCGACGACAGUCUACUAGAGACCAGCGGUUCUGGCUCGAAACUCGAUUCUGUGCCCAUCUUGUUGAAUCCUUCGUUGCGCUCGUUACACUUGGCCCACAACCGCAUCGCUUCUCUUAGACAAUCUGUCAGUUUUUACGGCGAAUUGCGCCGUUUGGAUCUCAGCCACAAUGGUCUCCAUUCGUUGGGUUUGCUCCAUUUCCAGCCGCUUGGCCAGCUCGAAUGGCUCAAUGAUUCCAACAAUUUGGUCUCUUCCUUGGAAAUGGAAUCGUUUGCCGGACUCGCAUCGCUCACCGUCCUCGAUCUCAGCGCUAAUCGGCUCACUCGACUGACGGAUGACCUGUUCGCCGAACUACCUUCGAUUGUCACGCUCAUCCUCAGUGGCAAUAAAAUUCAAACGGUGGUCAGCGGAGCGUUCGAUUCGCCCCGCAAACUGCACACGCUGCGUCUCGAAGACAAUAAUUUGGGUAACGUCCCUACGGCCGCUCUAGUCCCCCUGGCCGCUGGUUUGCGAUCGUUGUAUCUCCAAAAAAAUCUGAUCGAGACGUUGGAAGACGGAGCGUUCCAUCAUCUUGCCCGUUUACGGCUGUUGGCCCUUAACGACAACGCCAUUGACCGCGUCGAUCCUCUGGCCUUCGACUCGCUCGUUUCGCUCGAUGCGCUGGAUCUCAGUAACAAUUGAUUGGAUGGACCCAUUGAGGCUUUUACGACCGUUUCGCCGUUGACCCAUCUGGAUUUGUCUGGUAAUAUGUGGCGCCUAUUGCCGGCCAACUUCUUGUCCGGCCUGCCGCGUCUCCAGACGCUCAACGUUUCUUAUAUGGAAUACUUGCGGUCGGUUGAUCCGGCCGUUUUUUCACAAGACGCGGCCCGCCAUCACCAAUGGAUCUGUCGUUACGAUCUCCACCUCACCUAAAGUCUUAAUUUAUUUGGACUCCUUGCCCAAUAAUUCCGAUCUCGGUGCCGCUGUCUUAUCUAAAAAGUUAGCCACUUUAUUGGCUCUGGCCACUAUCUCUCGUGUAUCUGAAAUUAUGUCUAUUUCCUUUCAUUCAUUAAGAUUUUCCCCAACAGCAGCCAGUUUCUCUCUCACCCGACCGAAGAAAGCGCAGCCGCAGUGCUGCUGCCUCUAAAGCCGUAAAGCAAGGUAUCCCGGUGGAUACCGUCCUUAAAACAGCUAACUGGUCGAGAGAAUCGACUUUUCAAAAAUUUUAUCAUCGCGAGUUAGUUGGUACCACGGUAACGGAAGCAGUAUUAUCUCAAAUAAGUUCCGAGUGAUUGAUCUUUAAAG
Molecule: messenger RNA, 1403 nt
Organism: Daphnia magna
Lineage: Eukaryota; Metazoa; Arthropoda; Branchiopoda; Diplostraca; Daphniidae
Product: TLR4 interactor with leucine rich repeats-like
Cellular component (GO): voltage-gated potassium channel complex
Molecular function (GO): voltage-gated potassium channel activity; transmembrane transporter binding; potassium channel activator activity
Source: RefSeq, a predicted model, not a curated record